Lampris incognitus (smalleye Pacific opah) is the source of this 2484-nucleotide messenger RNA. RefSeq names its product TGFB-induced factor homeobox 1 (gene tgif1). Gene Ontology annotation, biological process: regulation of transcription by RNA polymerase II. NCBI's taxonomy places the organism in Eukaryota, Metazoa, Chordata, Actinopteri, Lampriformes, Lampridae. The record is from RefSeq and is a predicted model, not a curated record. The coding region runs from base 438 to 1364 and encodes 308 amino acids. The transcript is spliced from 3 exons. Gene Ontology annotation, molecular function: DNA-binding transcription factor activity, RNA polymerase II-specific; RNA polymerase II cis-regulatory region sequence-specific DNA binding.
CGGCAGCGGCGGAGCCAUGCUGAUGUCAGAUUUUUCCUCUGCCCUCCGCGGUGGGAGGAUCUUUGUGCGUUGAGUCACGCAGCUGUCAAAGAUAGCUGUCACCCAGUUUCAUGAUCAAACACACACUCAAUGAGAGGGGCUUUGGCUAAGUGAGGCGCACCAUCUCAGGUACCCGAAAGUCGCCGACAAAAGAAGCGGAAAACACGACGAAACAGAGGAGGGGGGAGAAAGGAAGAGGUUUUUUUUUUUUUUUUUUUAGAUGAACAAGGAAUUCCGACUAUUUGGAUAUACACGUUGCGGGGGAAUAUCUGGAGAUUUUUUUUCUUGGUGUGUUGUUGUUGUUGCUGCUGCUGCUGUGAGGAUUAAUACCUAACCCGGCUGUGCGCAGCGCUCCGUUCGUGGCUGAAGGGGAAGACGAGAGGGGAUUUCGGACGAAGAUGAAAACGAAAAAAGGUUUGAUGAUGCUGUCGGGAAGUGAGACGGAGGAUGAGGACAGCGUGGACGCCCCACUGGACCUGUCGUCCAGCGCAGGGAGCAACGGCAAGAGGAAACGGCGGGGAAACCUGCCCAAGGAGUCCGUUCAGAUCCUCAGGGACUGGCUGUACGAGCACCGCUACAACGCUUACCCAUCCGAACAGGAGAAAGCCCUCCUGUCAAAACAGACUCAGCUCUCCACACUGCAGGUGUGCAAUUGGUUCAUAAACGCACGGCGGCGGCUCCUCCCAGAGAUGCUCCGGAAAGACGGCAAAGACCCCAACCAGUUCACCAUCUCUAGGAAAGGCAGCAAGGCCAGCGACAGCUUCUCCGACAGUUCCCAGUCUCCCAAGCACGCCAGCACCGCCACGGGAGCCGAGGAGAGCUACGACAAGCGGUCCCUGCACCCCUCCAGCUUCGAACCCGCCACCCCGGGCAUCCUGAGGAAGGCCAUGUCCCCGUCAGCCCCGUCGCCCACCACCACCGCUCACAUCUCCCCCUCCCCGGGGCCGGUGCCCACCCGCCCCUCCGUCAUCUGUCACACCACUGUCACCACGGCCAUGCAGCAGGCCAGCCCCACAGCCGCCCUCCCACCCGUCCCAGCAGCGAACUCCGACAGGGCGUCAGAGCUCCUGCAUUCCUCGCAGGCUCUGGUGCCGGCCAGGUGCCAGGAGGAAGGGCCCGUCGGCAAGCAGGUCCCAGGCACCACCAGCAUCCCUGGCAGCACCAGCAUGGAGGGCAACCUGAGCCCCCGCAGCGGGCUUUUCAACACCCCGCCGCCCACCCCUCCAGACCUCACACAGGACUUCAGCGGCUUCCAGCUCCUGGUGGAUGUGGCCCUGAAACGGGCGGCCGAGAUGGAGCUGCAAGCAAAGCAGCCGGUCUCCUAAAGAAAAAAGGAGUAAAAUGACAAAAGAGGAAGAGGAGGGAAAAAAAAGAAGAUGAGACCGAUUGUGUCUCUCGGCAGUGGAACUCCCCUUCGAGUUCGGUGACUUGUCUGCACAUGAGAGAUCAAACCCACUCUGAAGUCUGAUCAUUUCUAUUUUUUUGGUAUACCAAUCAAAUUGAUGAGGAUGUUUUUGGUUUUUUUUUUUUUUUUUUUUACUGAAAAGGAAAACAAAACAAACAAAAAAAAACAGUAUCGAGGUGCCUUGGCUGUUGUUUAUUAAUUUCAUAUACAUGCGUAUAUAUCUACAUGUGUAUCCUAUUUGCACACAAGGACCAAAAAUGUCAUCAGACAAAUGCUGCCUGUCUUAUGUCUUCACUUUAUAUAUCAUUUUAGAAAGAAGUUGGAGUGAGGGGUAGACUGACGUCUCUCCUCCUGAUGACCAGUCUCAAACGGGGGGGGGGGGGGAGGAGGAGUGGUUGAUUCCACACACGUUUCCUGUUUUACAUUUCAGAGAUCAGUUCCUGAUUGGUCUGCCUUGUUUGUUUGCACACUGUCUGGCAGAGGGAGGUCAUCUCAGUGUCUUAAACAUAACUUUUCUCUUGGCAUCUAUGACAAAACGAUGUUCACUACUGUAGUAAAUAUUAUACGUUUUCAUGAGUAUAGUUUGGGUUUCUUUUUUUUGUUGUAUUUUUACUUUUACUAUUUUAAAAGACAAACUUCUUUUUUUUUUAAAUUUCUUUUCUAGUCAAGAUUCCCAACGAGGGGUAUUUCAGAUGACCGAUGUAGCAGGUUCAUAGUCUGAGCCUUCAUCCCUAAUUACUCAGCGUAGCGACGGCCAGUGGACUGGAAGAACUAACACUACAAAUGUCUCUCCUGCAUUUGCUGUAUUGUACAACUAGACCAAGACAGCGUUUUGAGAUCACCAAAAACACAAAAAAAACACAAAAAAACAAAAAAAAAACAAUACAAAAACAUUUUUAUGUACAAUAGGACCAUGUGUAUAGGUAAUGUAACAUGAUGCCCAAUGAUGUGAUUUCUUAUCAUACUGUGCAAUGUUUGUGGCAAGAAAAAAAAAGUGGUCACGUGGGACUUCAAAUUUAAUAAAGUUUUGUUUUUCUACA